UGUGGUGACGAAGUAUUAUUUCAAGCACCUGGUUGAAAAUAUUUGGUCGUGGUUUGGUGAAUGGCGUUAGAAAUUAUAACUUCUCGGAGACUGGCAUAUCUGCAUUAUCGCACGUGCAAAAGGUAAUGUAACUAGCUAUUGGUUACGUUGGUGGUUAAACUGGUUUGAACGGUUAAAAAUGUGCAUCAAGUUGCGGAGAUCAACCAGUGUAUUGUCCGUUCAAUUAUUGCUUCAAUCCGAGAUGAAACGUACAGUGGGCGUGGCUCCCUAUUUUCGUUUGGACUAGCUAACGAACAUCGGCAGCAGCUAAAUCAGGUGAGGCUGCACUCAUUCACCACAAAAAAAUCUGAUGAGGAUGACUAAAACUCCAGUGACCACAGCUCGAGCCCGAGGAGCAAGGGGGAUAUGAACCACAGUUGCUCAAACGCUUCGGAGGAGCCAGUGUGGUCGGCGAACGGGAAGACAGACUCCACAAAACAUGCUGAUUUCCCCUCACAUUGCGAAACCGUACACGAAAAUGUUCCACAACUGGUGGUCACGUGUGACUCGAGCAGAAUUGAAUUGGAGGCCAUGAGGAUUAGCGGGCUCUCGGUUGGAUCUCAUCCCGACGAGGAGUCGUUUUGUUCGGACAGUGGGUUCGGGAGCUCCCCCGCGUCUCUUCUCCUCAGAAAACUGUCAAACGCCUCAUCGUCUGUGUUGUCACCAGCCUCGUCUUUUGAAGAAAAUGAGGACGACCGCGGCUGUCCUGAUGAGGUCCCUCGGAGUGUCACAUGGAAGAAACCCAGAAGCACAGGGACCUCGUCUCCCCUCUCAGUGCCCCCCAAGAAGCCACAGCCCUGGGUGCAAGUAGUCGGACAUGCAGGGAGUUUCCAUGCAGGGGACUAUGGGAUGCUGCUGAAGCGCUACACUGAGGGAGAGCAAAAGUGCCUGCAGAGGCUAAUGGAGGACUCUCUGAGACCCUUUGUGCCAGGCUACCAUGGAGUGGUGCAGCGUGCCGAGCAGGACUACAACAUGAUGGACGACCUGCUCACACACUUCAACUCCCCUGCCAUCAUGGAUUGCAAGAUGGGCACCCGGACAUACUUGGAAGAGGAGCUGGCGAAGGCUCGGGAGCGGCCCCAGCCUCGUCAGGACAUGUAUGAGAAGAUGGUGGACGUGGACCCAGAGGCCCCCACUACAGAGGAGCGAGCACUACAGGCAGUACUCAAGACCAGAUACAUGCAGUGGAGAGAGACCCUAAGCUCCACCACCACUCUGGGCUUCCGCAUCGAGGGACUCAAGAAGGCUGAUGGUGUGUGCAACACAGACUUUAAAAGGACCAAGAGCAGAGAAGAGGUGAUGCAGGCACUGCAGGACUUUGUGGGUUGCAACACCCUCAUUCUGGAUUAUAGAUCUCUUUCUCUUCUCUUUCAGAAGGGAUAUCUGAGACGAAUGAAGGAUCUUCGACUGGUGUUGGAGACAUCCAUCUUCUUCAGAACACACGAGGUGGUGGGCAGCUCCCUACUAUUUGUGCAUGACAGUACAGGGAAGACAGGAGUAUGGAUGAUUGAUUUUGGGAGGACUGUCUCCCUGCCGCCGCCUCUCACCCUGGACCACCGCACCCCCUGGAUAGAGGGCAACCGAGAGGAUGGGUACCUGUGGGGGCUGGAUAACCUCAUUGAUGUCCUGACCGAUAUGCUGCAUCUCACCUGAACCUCACUCUUGAAUGAUUGACACAGGACCUCGUCCCAACCAAAACACCCUUUCCCACAUGAACCAAAUCCGAAUGGCCAUUUCAACUUUUACCUGAGAGGGUUGACAAACGAGAGACUGUUCACAUAUUGGACUCGGAUUCUAUGUUGGGCUUUAGGGGGUACUGGACUACCGUCUGUGGCUAUAAUGAAGGCAAUGGGAGAGGAACAGAGGUGUAUGUGGUGGACAAAGGAAAAUAAUAGCACUAGUUCCUCAGAAGAAUUAUACUACAGCAAUGCAAAAUGAAACACUGCCCUUUUAUCAUCUUCCUCAUAAUCCCUCCCCCAAACAAAUUCUGCCAUUUUGUUCUAUUACAAUUGUACUUAAUACUCAUUAGCUCUAAGUGUUUCUUACUCCAGGUUUGAGGGCUGUAGGAACUAAACAAUUAAUGUUGAUACUAUACUAUUAUACAUAAUGGAGUGGCCCUUAAUAGAGGACUCGUAAAACCUCUGCGAACUGUGUUAAUGAACACUGCCUUCAAGUUUGUUUAUUAGUCAUAUACUCAUGAUAUACAGUGCAUUCGGGAAGUAUGCAGGCCCCUUGACCUUUUUCCACGUUCUGUUACAUUCCAGCCUUAUUCUAAAAUGGAUUCAAUAUUUUUUUCCCUCAAAUCUACACACAAUACCCUCUAAUGACAAAGCAAAAGCAGGUUUUUAGAAUUAUUUGCAAAUGUAUAAAAAUUCAAACUUAUAUCACAUUUACAUGAGUAUUCAGACCCUUUACUCAGUACUUUGAAGUACCUUUGGCAGCGAUUACAGCCUCGAGUCUUCUUGGGUAUGACUCUACAAGCUUGGCACACCUGUAUUUAGGGAGUUUCUCCCAUCCUUCUCUGCAGAUCAUCUCAAGCGCUGUCAGGUUGGAUGGAGAGCAUCGCUGCACAGCUAUUUUCAGGUCUCUCCAGAGAUCAAUUGGGUUCAAGUCCGGGCUCUGGCUGGUCCACUCAAGGACAUUCAGAGACUUUUCCCAAAGCCACUCCUGCGUUGUCUUGGCUGUGUGUUUCGGUCGUUGUCCUGAACCUUCGCUCCCAGUCUGUGGUCCUGGGCGCUCUAGAGCAGGUUUUCAUCAAGGAUCUCUCUGUACUUUGCUCUGUUAAUCUUUCCCUCAAUCCUGACUCGUCUCCCAGUCCCUGCCGCUGAAAAACAUCCCCACAGCAUGAUGCUGCCACCACCAUGCUUCACCUUCGGGAUGGUGCCAGGUUUCCUCCAGACGUGACACUUGGCAUUCAGGCCAAUGAGUUCAAUCUUGGUUUCAUCAGACCGGAGAAUCUUGUUUCUCAUGGUCUGAGAGUCCUUUAGGUGCCUUUUGGCAAACUCUAAGUGGGCUAUCGUGUGCCUUUUACUGAGGAGUGGCUUCGGUCAGGCCACUACCAUAAAGACCUGAUUGGUUGAGUGCUGCGGAGAUGGUUGUCCUUCCGGAAGGUUCUCCCAUCUCCACAGAGGAACUCUUGGACUCUGUCAGAGUGACCAUUGGGUUCUUGGGCACUUCCCUGACAAUUCCUUCGACCUCAUGGCUUGGUUUUUGCUCCGACAUGCACUGUCAACUGCGGGACCUUAUAAAAACAGGUGUGUGCCUUUCCAAAUAAUUUCCAAUCUAUUGAAUUUACCACAGGUGGACUUCAAUCAAGUUGUAGAAACAUCUCAAGGAUGAUCAAUGGAAACAGGAUGUACCUGAGCUCUAUUUCGAGUCUCCUAGCAAAGGGUCAGAAUACUUAUGUAAAUAAGGUAUUUAUUUUUUAUAAUUUAAUUUUGAAUAAUGCUGUAAUGGAACAAAAUGUGUAAAAAGGAAAGGGUUCUGAAUACUUUAUGAAUGCACCGUACAUAGUGCAACGAAAUACUUACUUGCAGGUUCAGCUCACGACAAUAGAAAUGAAGUGAAUCAUUUUUUGGGGGGCCAUAAAUAUAAUUCAAGGCGGCACUCGGACAAAUUGUGAAUGUACAUGUGCCAGGGAAUUGUGCAAUAAUAAAUAGACAUUGUGCAGUAAUAUAAAUAGGUGUGCAUGUGUGUGUGAGUCCAUGUGUGGUAGGGUGCAGGGAGUCUGUUGUUCCGGCAGUCAGUCCCGGUUCAACAGUUAAGUAGUCUGUUGGCUUGUGGGUAAAAACUGUCUCUGAGAUGGUGGUCCGGGAACAGACAGUAACGGAGUGAAUAGUCCAUGGCUGGGCUGAACGGGGUUCUUGUCCUGUAUGGAGGGGAGCACGGUUCCAGUGAUGUACUGGGCAGUCUUCACCACCCUCUGAAGGGCCUUGCGGUCGUGAAUGGAGCAGUUUCUGUACCAAGCCGGGAUGCAGCCGGUCAGGAUGCUGUCGAUGUUGCUGCGGUAGAAUUAGGAGAGGACCCGGGGGAGCGUGCCGAUUUUCUUCAGCCACCUGAGAAAUUAGAGACGCAGUUGCACCUUCUUGACCAGGGCUGUGGUGUUGUCUGUCACUGUGAGGUUCUCUGAUGUGGACGCAGAGGAACCUGAAGCUGCUGACUCCACUGCAGUGUUGUUGAAUCCCUGCUUCCUGACGUCGGAAAUCAACUCCUUUGUUUUGCACCACACAUUUAUCCCCUUCUUUGAGAGAGAAACAGCCUAGUUAUCCUGUAAGAAUGUGUGACUUUAGAGGGCAAUGUAGGACCCAAAUAACAUGCUUCCAGGCAUAGAGCCUAGUGGGGUAUCCUGCAGGCUGAAACAAUGACAGCAUUUGUGAAUCUUAAAUAUCCAAAAUAUAAUCCGACAAGCGGAGUUCUUCACUUUCACAAAGUGCUCUGCACAAAUACUUUUCUAUUGAUGAGACUGUUAUGCCCCCCCCCACCUUUGCUAUACAGUACAACUAAGAUAUGAAGGCAAAGGCCAAAUGCAGUUCAUCAAAUUGGCAGAUUGAGAUGUCCUGGAACUGAGUUGAACAACUGUGAUAUUUUGAGCAAUGUCUGCAACUGGUUUCUUAGACCAGGCUACCUAAAUGGAAGCCAUUAAAAUGUGGACCAAC
Oncorhynchus nerka (sockeye salmon) is the source of this 4694-nucleotide messenger RNA. It is a transcript of the gene itpkca, whose product is annotated as inositol-trisphosphate 3-kinase Ca. Gene Ontology annotation, molecular function: inositol-1,4,5-trisphosphate 3-kinase activity; inositol tetrakisphosphate kinase activity. Gene Ontology annotation, biological process: inositol phosphate biosynthetic process. Lineage: Eukaryota; Metazoa; Chordata; Actinopteri; Salmoniformes; Salmonidae. Gene Ontology annotation, cellular component: nucleus; cytoplasm. The transcript has 7 exons. Bases 406 to 1692 code for a protein of 428 amino acids. The record is from RefSeq and is a predicted model, not a curated record.